AUGGCUUUACAUAGAAUGAGGUAUAUUGGAGUAAAUACCAAUACACUUGUUUUAAAUAUUAAAAAGUUUAAUUAUCAAAAAAAUAUUCAAUUUCUAUCAACUACAGUUAUUUCGCUUUCAAAUACCCAAAAUGACAAAUCAUCUGUUGGGAUGUUUAAGAAGCAAAUAGUUGAUGGCUGUAAACUUUGUUUUUCUGAGUUAAAAAUGUACAUUUCAUUAAGAAGUGCUUUGAAAUCAGAUAAAAUAGGAAUAGAACAAUUUACUAAAAAAGAAAUAGAAUGUUACAUUCAGGUAUAUUAA
Molecule: messenger RNA, 300 nt
Organism: Strongyloides ratti
Lineage: Eukaryota; Metazoa; Nematoda; Chromadorea; Rhabditida; Strongyloididae
Exons: 2
Coding region: 1-300 (99 amino acids)
Source: RefSeq, a predicted model, not a curated record